This is a messenger RNA of Aspergillus pseudonomiae, 1214 nucleotides long. Its product is annotated as Rag GTPase GTR1. Lineage: Eukaryota; Fungi; Ascomycota; Eurotiomycetes; Eurotiales; Aspergillaceae. Bases 181 to 1197 code for a protein of 338 amino acids. Gene Ontology annotation, cellular component: fungal-type vacuole membrane; nucleus; Gtr1-Gtr2 GTPase complex. The record is from RefSeq and is a predicted model, not a curated record. The transcript has a single exon. Gene Ontology annotation, biological process: cellular response to amino acid stimulus; positive regulation of TOR signaling; cellular response to starvation. Gene Ontology annotation, molecular function: GTP binding; GTPase activity.
GAGCAAAGUGCAUAUAACACCGCCUUAGCUCAAACGCCAGCAAUUGAUCCAACAAAGAACACAACCGAUGCCCGAAACCAAGCCACCACGCCCCCGUUUCCCCCAUUGAACUAAAAGAACCACUACCCGCACUCUGCGGGGUACAGUCAACCUCCGGAACGACCCCAACAACCAGCAACCAUGGACGUCCGAAAGAAGAAGAGAAAGGUGCUGUUAAUGGGGAAGAGUGGCUCGGGAAAAUCCUCCAUGAGAUCAAUUAUUUUCAGCAACUACGUUGCCAAAGAUGUCCGCCGGCUAGGCGCCACAAUUGACGUGGAACACAGCCAUGUCAAGUUUAUGGGGAACCUGACCCUGAACCUGUGGGACUGCGGAGGUCAAGACGCCUUCAUGGAGACAUAUCUCGCCUCGCAACGGGGGAACAUCUUCUCGGACGUCGCGGUCCUGAUCUACGUCUUUGACAUCGAGUCCCGUGAGGUAGAACGAGACCUCGACACAUACCACGCGAUCAUUGGCGCCUUGAAAGAGUACAGCCCGAACGCUUACGUCUUCUGUCUCGUCCACAAGCUUGAUCUCAUCCAAGCUGAGCACCGCCAACGUAUCUAUGAAGAACGCUCCGCCCUCAUCCGCAGCCGCUCGGACAAUUUCUCCAUCGACACCUUCGGCAGCAGCAUUUGGGACCAAUCGCUCUACAAGGCCUGGGCCGGCAUCGUCCACCGUCUCAUUCCCAAUCUCAGCGUCAUCGAGCGCUUCCUACACGCCUUCGCCAAGCGUAUCGAUGCCGAGGAAGUUAUCCUCUUCGAGCGCUCGACUUUCCUAACCGUCACCUCCGUCGCCUCGGAAAUAGGCGACCUCAACCCGAUCUAUGAUCGCCACGAGCGACUCUCCAAUAUAAUGAAAGCGUUCAAGCAUUGUGCGGCCCGAAAUACCCAUACCACGCCCGCUUCAGCCGGAUUCGUCGUCAUGCAUACCAAGACGCCCCAGUUCAAUGUCUUUUUGGGUCGGUUCACCGAUAACACAUAUAUCUUCCUUGUCGUCCCGCCGGGUGAAGCAGCAUAUAACUGCGCUGUACUGAAUACAAUGUUGGCCAGGGAGGGAUUCUCAAAAGCAGCAGCGAUGGGUCACGGGGAUGGAUUCCCGCUUCCUGCGCCAGAAUCCCCGGACGGUGAAUUAGCCAACAAUUCUCAUGCAAAUGGUUAACUGUAGUAUCACCCAAC